AUGUGGGUAGACUCCGACUCACAUAUAAAUAGUCUGCUGUCCCUGGGCUCACCAUUAAUUGUGGAACAACCUAAUAAUCACUUAGGUAUAAUCGAUUCCACAACGGAAGGCUCAUUUGCAAAGACAAGCACACAUCCAAUAAAUACAUCACAGGGAGUCCAAAGAAACAAUUCACUGACACCUCGUACACGAUCAAGGAAUUCCAAUUCAAGAAUUAAUAGAAAUUUAGCGGUUAAUAACAAGGAUGAUGACACUACUAGCGAAAUGACUUCAGACAGUUCGAUUAUAGAUACAAAUAUUUCAGAAGACAAACUUGAAAGCGGUGAUUUAGAUAUCAGUGAAAGCGAAAUGGCGAAAAUGCCAAAAGAAGAAAUUGGUAAGAGAGAAGUGAAAAACUAUAUCAACAUUCCUCCUCUAGAGAAUGACUUCAUACAUGAACAAGCGUAUAUGGAAAUGGAAUUGAACUCGUCGCCAAUAAAACCCGCUUCAAAAGUAAGGGCAUAUAGAGAAGAAUUAUCAUCUUCUCCAAUUAAGAAGAAGAAGUCAGUUGCAUUUUCAGAUGACUUAGUGAGUGAGUUACCCAGUUCCCCUGCAGCCGUACCAUAUAGUUCGAGGCUACCAAUUCUUGAGCAAACUCCAAAAAAGUCAAUCUUAAAAAUUAAUUCUAUGAAUCAAACUUCAUCCCCAUGUAAUCCUAAUGAUACAUCAUUAUGGGUCAAAUCAUCUAAUAACAUAGACAUUAAAAACAAUCCUAGUAACCCUGAAUUCUGGGUUCUGGGCACCAUAAUACAAUUGGCACCAAGUUCACCUGAUCUACCACAACUCAUCGAUGGCUGCAUUAAUGUUCUAAAAGAUAAAAAUUUCACUAAAAAGUUUGAAGUAUAUGCCACAUUGAAUCAUAUAUGCAGAUGUAAUACUUCUGAUUGCCUAUUAAAAUUACUUACGAUACCAAAUAAAUCAAUCAAUUCAAAUCACAGUCCACAAAAGGUCAACUCCAAAAAUCUGAAUAAAACAAAUUCUACACCUUUCAUGGAUACCACGUAUAUUCAUGCCUUGUCAACAUUUAUUCAAAGAGAUGUUAAGCUAAUCGAAUCAAAGUUAUUUUGCAACAAUGAUGAAAAGGAAAACAACUAUUCGCCAUGCAAGAAUGAUCCAUUUAGUAUUCGUAUUAUCAGCCAAGCAUUAAAGUUAAUCAACUUUAUAAUGUUGGAUCAAGAAUUGAAUAAUUUCAUAUCAAUUGAAGACGCAAAAUGGUUUUACAUACACUGUUGCAAGACAAUUGUUAAACCAACUAUAUCAAAAACUCUAAUAAUACCAUAUCUUAGUAUAUUAAAGGACUGCAAAUUUAACAACAAAAAGAAAAAGCUAAUAUUUAAUAAUCAAAAUGAAAACACUAAUAUUCUGGAACUUAUUUUACAAAGUUUGCUUAACAUGAGAAAAUUCGUUAGCUCUUCAUUAGUGGUUGAAGAGUUUGUAACUUUGAAAAAUUUAGUUCUGAACUUUCCUGCUAUGAUGGCAAGCAAUUUCAAGCAUUGGUUCGAAUUUUUCCUUAUGAACUUAUGCGAUCUUUCGUCUCCAUUAUAUUCGAAAGUUAUUGGUAUGGGAAUCCUGGUAUUACUUGAGGUAGCUAGAAACUAUUUGGAUAAUAAAAAUGUUUUAUUUUCGGUAAGACAGUUACUAGCUUCUCCUUUACCUUCAACUGUGAAAUCGAUAACCUCAGAAUCAACUAUUUCGGUUUCAUCUGAAAAUACUGCUAGUAGUUCUGGUGAAACUUUAGUAAUACAUUUUAUAAUAACCAGCCUUGAAACUUUAAUUGAAAAUGGUCAGUUUAAAUCAGCUAUGGAUAUAUGGGUGGGUAUGACAUUAUUAUCUAGUAACAGUGAUUCAGGGUACGAAAAUUGGCCUUUUCUAUCAGAUUGGUUAAAGGUGCACAAAUCUUGUUUCAAUGUGGAUAACAAUUCAGCUAAAAUAAUUGCAUUAAACAGUUGGAAGGCCAUCAUUUUCAAUGUAUGUCACAAUGAUUUGGACAGCAUCCGAUAUUUGAUCGAUUCAAGUCCAAGUGGAAAAAGCAAUAAAUCAAAACCACAAGGUAUCAAUAAUAUAUUGAAGUCAAAGAUAAAGUUGUUGAUUCAUCCGUUACUUAAUAUUUCAGCUGUAGAAAAUCAAAAAGAAAUCAUUGACUCGUCACACAGCUUAUUUUUAUCUAUCAUAUACACCUUGCUUAACCCACUGACAUUAACUUCAUCUAAAUAUGUCCACAUAUAUUGGGAUAAGGUUAUUCAACCAGUAUUGAUAAAUUUUUAUUUUAAAAAAGGUUUAUCUAAUACGUAUAUGAAUGAGUUGGGCUUCAAGAUUUUAACACGUCUAAUAAAAUCGCCAUUAUCUGCUAAUGAAAGGCCAUUUAACGACAUGCGAUGUCUUUCUAAUGAACCACUAAACCUUACGGAUAUUAGUCCAGUUAGUCCUAAAUGGAUAUUCUCUAAAUUUGAUAGAAUUAUGCAAAACAUAAAUGUUAUUUUUAGGUUGGAAGAAUUACCUAUAGAUUCAAAGUUGGAAUUUUUCAACAGCUUCUUAAAUUCGUUAAAGCUGGUCACCAAGAAAGAAAUAAAACCGUCGGAUGCAACCCGGGAUAUAAUUGAUAAUAUUCCAACAGUGUUAAAUAUUUUAUUCAAACAUAACAAGCUAUCGCAUUCUUCUAUUCAAAGGCUUAUAUUUAAUUUGAAUGAUACAUUUGAUGCCUCCAAUUUUAUGGAAAGGCGAAAUACUAAAUCAAAUACAACUAAUAUCUAUAUUCUAAUUAUUGAAAAUUGCUUGGGUGAUAUGGAAGCGCUGCAAGCUUUCGAUUUCUUAGAAUCAGUCUAUUCGACCAUCUGUGAUUCGAAGAAUUUAAUAUUCGUUCUUGAAUUGAUUCAACUACAAGAAUUCAACACACAUACUGGCUUGAAAAAUUUCAUAGUUUCAACUUUAAACAAUAGAAAAAUAAAUGCUGCUUCGAACCUCGAGUUAGAAUUGGCUGGAGAGCUUUUCCAAAUAAUAUCCAAAGACUAUGAAGUAAUCGCUAAAAAAUUGAUUCAAUCAAUUGUAUUACUCAGUGCUACAGAAUUCGAACGUGUAACAGGUAUCUUGGAUAUUCAAAUGUGGACCUUACCUAUAUUCAAGUACUUUGUUGAACUAGUCCAUAAUGCGCCACAUCCACAUCUCAAACAAAUCCCACUAAAUUUAAUAAUAUCUAGAUUUGAUAAUGACGAAGAGUUUUUUGAAAUUCUCAGGUUUCUUAUUGAUAAGCGGUUCGAUCUUGAACUUUACAAUAUAAGAAAAAAUGUCAUGAAGAAAUUCAAGGUUUUGGAAGGUUUUCGUCAGUUUGAAUUUCGUCUGAUUUGGAAUUCAUAUCUUUCUUAUAUUCUUGAAUCAGGCAAUUUCAAGUUGUUGGACGACUUACUUGUUUGUUCUUAUGAAGCAGGAUUAGAUGUAAAAACACAUAUUCAAAAUAAGUGGGGUAGGUUACCUUUAUUGAAAAAUGUAUGGCUUGCAGAUAAUUCUGAGUUAUACUAUGAUCUUGAACUUAUGAAGCAACUGAAUCCAGCCACGGGAGUCAGCCAGAAACAAUCAGAGAACACCGAAGAUGUAGAUACGCAGAUUACUGCUACGCCUGAGUGUUCUAAAGACCUAGCAAUGGAUGAUAUGGAAACAAUUGAAUCAAUUGAAAACAUCUCAAUUCCUAAACUGCUUUCCCGUGAAAAUAAAGAUAAUAUCUCUAAUCAUUAUGAGAAAGGAAAUUUCACGUCGGAUUCUGAUAUAAGCCAAUUUGAAAUUGAAAGCCUGCUCAAAUCAAAAUCAAAUCGAAAGAGACACAGUGCAGUAGCUAAACCAAAGACAAAAAAGAAAUCUAACACUAAAGUCAAAAAAGAAAAUGUGCCAACUCCAGAAGUGAAUGCAAAUUUUGAUAUUCAUUCAUUCACAGCUAUGCUAAAUGCUAAGCUUUCCCCUGAAACCCCAGUUAAGAAAGCAAGAAGAAGUUCUAGGCCUAACUCGAAGAAAAGCACCCCUGAUAAUAGUUCUAAUCCAGAAGUUUCCCGAAGUAGUAUCGAUGAUGAUACUAUUGAAAUCAGUAAUAUCAAAAGUGAAGUUCAAAUACCCUCUUCCUUUGAGCAUGAUGAUAUUCCACUUAAAGCAGAUUCAAUGCCUCAAAGUUCAAUUAACGAAUUUGACAUUGUGGAAGAUGAACCUAGUUCAACUUCAGAAACGUUCGACACUGUAAAUAAAUCCGUUUCUCCUAGCAGUUGUGACUACAGUGCAGUAAUUCAGAAAGGAUUUUCCAGUCGUGAAUCGUCUGAUCAACCUGAAGAAAUUGAGAACACCGACGACCAGGAGUCGACUAGUUGCAAGCGUAAAUCUUAUGAUGAAUAUGAAAAUACUAAAAAAAAGCAAAAGCAGCAUGAAGCUACUUCUAAUUUCAAUAGUGAUAUUGAACCCUCAGCAUCAGAAUUGGAUCUUUCAAUGGCAAAAGAAGAUGCUCGAGACCCAAAUUUAGGCAAAGAUAUUAUGCAAUCUUCCAGCGACAUCCAAAAGGAAUCGAAUGACGAGAUCCAGAGUUCAUCAAUGAAUGAUCAAUCAGCACCACCCACUUUUGAUACCCAGAAUUUCAGAGCUACUUCUACUGCAGUAACAAACACAGCGAAUUCUGAAGCCUCAAACUCAUCGGAAAGAAAUUCCUCUCUAGCACUACUGCCUCCCGUGUAUGUAGGAAACGGGUCUGAAGACAUUACUUCGGAAUCUAAUUCAAAGACUGAUAUGUUCCUUUCAACUAUUGGGGAGGACGAAGAAAUUUUAGACUCAGAUACCCCAAAGAACAAAUACGAUUCUGAUAAUAAACUGCAAAGCAAUGAAUUUAUCACUAAGCAAAGAUCUGAAUUGCAGCCAAAUAAUGCUGCUGAUGACCUUACUUCUUAUAUUGAAAAUAUGUCUGACUUAGAAAUUUCAAGUAUGUCUCGAGAUGAAAAAUAUCAUUUGGAAACCAAGUUGAUGACGUUUAUUCUACGUAUGAGAAGUCUUGACUCUAUAGAGUCUUAA
Debaryomyces fabryi is the source of this 5070-nucleotide messenger RNA. Its product is annotated as DNA-binding protein. Gene Ontology annotation, biological process: telomere maintenance. Gene Ontology annotation, cellular component: nucleus. The coding region runs from base 1 to 5070 and encodes 1689 amino acids. The transcript has a single exon. The record is from RefSeq and is a predicted model, not a curated record. Lineage: Eukaryota; Fungi; Ascomycota; Pichiomycetes; Serinales; Debaryomycetaceae.